AUGUUGCAUAUACUGAGGAACAUAGAUAUUGUGCUGUGGGGAAUCAUGAGAUCAAAUCCUGUUCAAGUAUUAGGUUUCACGUGGCAUGCGUAUUGUAUGAGGACGGGGCUUGAAGAGGGCUAUUAUGUGCACUGUAGAAAUGGAUUAAAGGACACGAAAAGCUUUUCUUUUUCUGAGAAGAAAAAAGAAUCGGAAAAAUGGAGGAUAGGCCAAACUCAAGACACCAUGCCCGACGCCACGACAUGCAGGUGA
Messenger RNA from Dovyalis caffra, 252 nucleotides. The record is from the annotation of a GenBank genome assembly. NCBI's taxonomy places the organism in Eukaryota, Viridiplantae, Streptophyta, Magnoliopsida, Malpighiales, Salicaceae.